CUUUUUUAAAGUACAUGAACCGAAAACAAUGAAAAUAUUAUUUUGUUAUCCUUUAUGUUAUACAAAGUCAUCAAUGUGCAUGAAGCGGAAGAAUGAAAUGCAAUUUGCCACACAUAAUGAGUCCCUGUUGCAUUUGACAACAAUAAUGCAAGCAUCUCUAUGACAACAAUUUGCUUGUAUAAAAUAAAUCAUCGAUAGCCAUGGAGACAUUUCGUUCUGUUAUUUUAUUUUGAUAUAUAUUUUUCCUCAGUCUGUUGUGUCUUAAAAUAAGAGUCUGAAAAAAAAAUUUGUAAUCAUGCCACGAACAAAGCCUACAUUAAAGCUUGGUGUCUAUGGUACUUUUGACAUCAAUCCUGAACAAGCUGUAUCAUCGUAUUUUGAGUCAAAAUUACAAGAUGAACUUUAUAAGUAAGAAUAAAUGUUUUUUUGGAUUUACACAUCCUUCAUUGAAACAUUUUUCCUCUCACUUAAUAGCAAGAAACCAUGCUGGGAUGUUCCACGUGAGGGCCUUCAACAUGAAGCAAUUGAAAAUGAACGUGAAUAUUAUGAAAACUUUGAGCAGCAGGAGAUUUUGAAGAAAAAGGCAGCCAUUCAAAGUAAAAUCAAUGAGAAGCGAAUCGAUGAGAUGCAUUUAACGCAAGCACAGUUGAGAGAAAAGUUCAUUGGUGUGAAUCAGUUUUUAAAGGAAUGCACGAAGAAGACAAAACGUUCGGAAGUUCAAAUUACAGAACAGAAGACGCAACAGGAAGUAUUAAGCGAUGAAAUUGAGGCAAUGCGGCGUGAUACAAUUGAAUUAUCAAUAUUUGAGAAGAAAUUUAGGGAAAUUGUUGAAGAAUUCCAGCCAUACGUUAAUGUAUUUAAUGAAGUCAUUGCACAAUCUGAAUACGAGUCAUUUGAGGAUUUGAUCAAUCACUGUGACUCACUUAUGCUAGCACAAGUGGAGAUUGCCGAGAGAGAACAAGAACUCAUUAAGGGAAUUGAACUCGUUCGACAAAAAAUGGUCGAUUCAACAGCAAAAGCAGCACAACGAAUCAUCGAACUUAAUGAUGAACUUGCUGAGCUUGAGCGAUGCUACAGCCAAGCCAAGUCGGAAACUUUCAAAUGGGAAAAUACUUUAUCGACUGCAAAAGACUAUAUUACAGAGAAUGAGAAGCAAACAAUUACCCUCGUCGAUUCUAUCCAGCAUUUAUAUGAAUUGCUUGCUAAACGUAACGAUGAGAAAACAAAGCUGAAGAAAUUUGAUGUGGGCGCACAGUUGGAUUACAUUCGCGAUGAAAUUGAAAUACUUGAAGAUAUAAUAAAGCGUGCACACCAUAAGAUGGCUAAGGAGGGGCAGAGUAUGCUUGGCGAAGGAAGCAAUCGUUUUCCUAAUGUCGCUGAUAAAGGUUCUAAUUUGUCAGAUUGAGAUGUUGUGUAAGAUGAAAAAAAUUAAUUUUCUUGUGCUUAGCGACAAUUUUUUUUGGAAUGCUUUAAAAUAAUAAAAUUGUGUGUUUUGUGUUUC
Messenger RNA from Chironomus riparius, 1501 nucleotides. NCBI's taxonomy places the organism in Eukaryota, Metazoa, Arthropoda, Insecta, Diptera, Chironomidae. The record is from the annotation of a GenBank genome assembly.